Messenger RNA from Penicillium soppii, 3285 nucleotides. RefSeq lists its product as uncharacterized. The transcript has 2 exons. The record is from RefSeq and is a predicted model, not a curated record. The coding region runs from base 1 to 3285 and encodes 1094 amino acids. Lineage: Eukaryota; Fungi; Ascomycota; Eurotiomycetes; Eurotiales; Aspergillaceae.
AUGGUGGAUUCGAAAACUGCAAAAAUGGCUACAGUCACUCUAACAGCUACUGAAGGGGGCGUGAAGCCACUUCAGACCAAAGAUAUUGCGACUCGCCUUCUCAACGGUACACUCCAUUCCCAGUGGCCCGAUUUUGAACAAUUCGCGACCAUUGAUGGCCUAUUAAAAUCACAUGCUGCUCAGCCAGAUGAGGGAAAUCAUCCCUUGGUAUGCUAUCCAAUUCGUGCGGCAGCCGACUUCGAGGAGCAUACAGCCGGGGAUCUUGAUCGAUAUACCGAUGUUGCUGUCCGCUAUUACAUGCAACAGGGUCUUGCUCCCGCUGACCCGAGUCUCGAGAAAGCACCUGUCAUUGCUACCCUUGUCGGGUCCAGCUUCGAGGCUGUAGUGACUAUGUUUGCGUUAAAUCGCCUCGGCUACGCUGUGCUUUUCUUGUCCACGCGUCUCACAGCACCAGCAUAUGCACGACUUAUGGACAUGGCAAACUGCAAUCAAAUCAUCAACACAAAGCAACAUCAGCAAGUCGUCACAGAAAUUUGUGCCCAGCGUCCUAGUUGUAGUAGCUUCUCUCAGCUACAGAGAGAGAACUGGUUUAAUCGCCCUGCCAGUUUCCCUCGCUACCAGCGACCAAACGUUGAUCCAUCACGAGAAGGCAAGAAAGUUGCCUGGAUCUUGCAUUCAUCUGGUAGUACCGGUUUCCCAAAGCCGAUUUUCCUAUCUAAUCUUCAAACUCUGGCCAAUUUCCGCAAGAGCUUUGGUCUGCGUCUUUUCACAAUCAGCCCACUAUUCCAUUCACAUGCCCUGAUGGAGCUUGGGCGGGCGUUCUUUACCAGAGCACCUGCGUAUCUCGGAAACCACUCCCUGCCUGUCACAUAUCAGAACCUUUUCGACGCCCUUCAGGUGGCCAAGCCACAGCAAAUCAGCGCCGUGCCAUACGUCAUCAAAUUACUGGCCGAGAGACAGGAAGGAAUCCAAGCACUGGCAAGCCCGAAGCUCGUGCUUUAUGGUGGCUCCAGCUGCCCCGAUGAUCUUGGCGACCGUCUUGUUGCGCAAGGAGUAAAUUUGGUCGGCAACUACGGGGCUACGGAAACAGGUCAAAUUAUGACUUCUUUCCGGUCUCCUGGAGAUAAUGAGUGGCAGUACAUGAGACUUCAUCGCCCUGUUGCCGACCUCACUUUGAUGGACGAGAUCUCUCCUGGUGUCUUCGAAUGCGUUGCCUUAGAUGGUCUGCCAAGCAAGGGCCCUUCAAACUCGAAACCACCAUACAGCGCAAAGAACCCCGAGAACAGUUUCAGAACGGCCGAUUUGUUUACCAGGCAUCCUGACCCUGAGAAGAGUAACUACUAUAAGUAUUUGAGCAGAUUGGACGAUCGAAUCACGCUGGUCAACGGUGAAAAGGUUCUUCCUGUACCGAUUGAGGGCCGCGUCAGAGAAGAGCCUAUUGUGAGCGAUUGUGUCGUGUUUGGGUUCCAACGAACUGUUCCUGGAGCUUUGAUCUUCCGCGCUCCCGGCAAGGUGGAGCAUUUGAGCGAUGAUGAAUUUCUGGAAGCUAUCUGGCCAGCUGUUGAAGCUGCAAAUGCUCGUGCUGAAACGUUUUCUCGCAUUCCAAAAGAAUUGGUCGUGAUCAAAGGCGCUGAUGUUGUAUACGCCAAAACCGACAAAGGCACAUGUAUCCGGGCUCAAGUAUACCAACAAUUUGAAGAAGAUAUCAAACAAGCGUAUGCCAAGUUUGAAGGAAGCGACCAGAAACGAGGCACGCUUGCACUGAGCGUGCCCGAACUGGAAACCUGGCUCCUUUCAAGAUUCAGCGAAGACUUGGGCGUGCCACUUCCUGGAGCCGAGACUGACAUCUUCUCCGCUGGUGUCGACAGUCUGCAGACCACGCAGAUCUGGAGGUACAUUGUACGCGAUAUUGAUAUUGGCGAACAAGGGAAUCGGCUAUCUCAAAACAUCGUGUUCGAGAAAGGCACUAUCAGAGCGUUGGCUAAGCAUCUAUAUCAGAUGAGAACCGGCCAGGAGUUUGAAAAGGAAGAUGAGCUGGCCAUCAUGCAUGAAUUGAUCGAAAAGUAUUCACACUUCACCCAACACUUCCCAGCUAUUACUCAACAACCGCAAACCGAAGUGAUAAUGGUCACUGGUGCGACAGGUAACCUCGGAGCCUUCAUUGUGGCAGAAUUAUUGAAGCGACCAACGGUAUCCGAGGUAUGGGCACUUGUGCGCGCACCAGGUCAAGCAGCAGCAGGAGCCCGUCUUUAUAAAUCGCUGGCUGAUCGCAAAAUCGUUCUCACCGACGAAGAAGCUGCAAAACUUCACGCCGUUCCCAGCGACUUGUCACAAUCUAACCUCGGACUCAACGAUCACAUCCUCCGGCACUUGCUGUCAUCAUUGACAUGCGUGAUCCACAGCGCCUGGGCUGUCAACUUCAACUUGGGCGUGCGAUCCUUCGAACAACAGCAUAUCCGCGGAACAUACAAUCUCAUUAAUCUCUGUCUACGCUCUUCUCUGCCUCUCCCCGCACGAUUCUUCUUCUGCUCUAGUGUGAGUGCCGCAAGCAACACCCCCAAACCAGCUUCGAUUCCCGAGACCAUGAUCGAGGAUUUGAACCACGCACAGAAGAUGGGAUAUGGCAGGUCAAAAUUGGUCACUGAGCAUAUCACCCGCAACGCCAUGCGCCAGACUGGCAUGCAGGCCCGAGUACUGAGAAUCGGCCAGUUGGGUGGUGAUACUGUCGGUGCACAGUGGAAUGAGACCGAAGCUAUAGCACUCAUGUUCCGCAGUGCGCUGACAACGGGCGCAUUGCCGGAGUUGAGCGAAACCCCCAGCUGGUUGCCCGUUGAUCAAUGUGGCCUGGCAAUCUCGGAUAUUGCUAUGAAUACUGCGUCUGCCUCUUCUGAUGCUAAUUUGGUAUAUCAUUUGGUGAAUCCUAAGGUGUUCAGCUGGAAGAGGGACCUACUCCCUGCUUUGAAGAAUGGGUCUGCACUGCCCGACUUCGAGGUCGUAUCCCCACAGGAAUGGCUUCGAAGACUGGCAAGCAGUGAGCAAGACCCGGAGAAGAACCCCAGUAUCAAACUCAUUGAUUUCUGGCAAUCUAAAUACGCAAAUCAUGGCCAGCAACCAGCAGGUGCUUUGGCUCCGGAGCAAGAACAGCAAAACGAGGCUGGUCUUUCUUUCGAUACUGGCCUCACCAUCCAAGACUGCCCCUCUUUGGCGCUGGUGGAUGAUCCAGUUAGUGUGGGUUUGAUCCAGCGUUAUAUUGAGACUUGGAUGAAGCGAUGGACUAGUACAUAA